AUGGUCAACGUACUCAGAUACGUUGUCUACGCCAUCGCCGUCGUGUCCGGCGUUGAGGCCUGCAAGAGGACCUGCGACAUCGCCUCCGACAAGAACGGCUACUGCUACUACAAAUGCACCGAUGUGUGCGACAAUGUGCCGGCCUCCCAGGCCCGCAGCAAGUUCCUUGCUGACCUUCGCUCGGAUGGGAGCGAGUAUAAGGGCCUUAGUUACCCGUGCGAUGUCUGCGUAUGGUCUAUGUCGAUCGGCCUUAAGUGUCUGAUACCAGAGUCAAAGGGGCUUUUCCAUGUCUUUACCACUGUAUUACCCUAUGUCGACAAGGCUGUUGUCACACAGCCCGAUUCUCUGGGACAGCUUAGACAAAGUGGAAGACUCUUGAUUUCCUACAUAAAGAGUGGAAUCUCACGAAAACUAAAUACUUGUUGUAAUACUGCUGCCAGGCAGCAGUAUGAUAAUGGCUAUUGCCAUAAUGAGCGAGUUGAUCUUGACAGAGUGCAUGACGUUCUCCCAGCAGACAGGUCAACCAAUGACUUGGAAGUUAGGAUCCGAACACAAGAGGGACGGAGGAGCCAUCCCAUUCCGGCGCGUGUUCUCGACGACGUCCUGUUCAACCUCAACCAAACGAUCCAACUACACAACCGACGCGUAUACCCCCCGCAGGCGACCUACAAUAUCGCGGAACAGAUUAACAACUCCUACUCUCGAUAUUCCGAAGAACAAGUGAAGAAAUGGAAGGAUUCGGAAAGCAGUAUUGGACGAGAGCUGGACUUGGCUGCGAAUGACGCAAUUGAACUGCCUUCUUCGUGGCCAAUUGAGAGCGACUUUGGCAAGUAUCCAGAGAAAGCGCGCCAGCAUGAAACCAUUGUCUUGCGAUUAACGCUACUAAGUGAAGAGCAGAAAGAGAUUAGACUUCGUGUGGAAAAAUUGCGUCGUAUCAGGGACGCUGUUCAACCGCUGUCCGUUAUUGACGAGAGCAGUGUUCAAGACAACCUGGUCACACGGAAUGGGCCCGUGGAAGAGGGACUGGAGAGGAUAAGGGCCUUGCUAGCACGAGUGACAAGUCGAGUGGCUGGUUUGCCCGACCAGCCCGCGAGCAAUCGCCCACAAUCUACAACAAGCUCAACCGUGGAUUUGGGAAGGAUGACCAAGUCUAGGAAGAGGAAUAUUGACAGCUUUCUCGCAGACCCCCGAGUUUUCCCGCCUUGA
Metarhizium robertsii ARSEF 23 is the source of this 1206-nucleotide messenger RNA. RefSeq lists its product as uncharacterized. Bases 1 to 1206 code for a protein of 401 amino acids. Gene Ontology annotation, cellular component: Mis6-Sim4 complex. The record is from RefSeq and is a predicted model, not a curated record. The transcript is spliced from 5 exons. Lineage: Eukaryota; Fungi; Ascomycota; Sordariomycetes; Hypocreales; Clavicipitaceae.